UGCAAUGAGUCGUCACACAUCUGGUGAGCUAAACAAGAGCAGUGCUAAAAGCCGGGUGGGUAAAUUCAAAUCUCUGAAUUAAAAUCAUGGUGAACAAGAGACGAAAUGGAUCCCGAGCCAAUGGCAAUGCUGGUCGAGGAGGAGUUAAAAAAACACAGCAACAGCAGCAGCGCAAGCGAGCACCAGAUAAGGCUCUGAGAGAACCGGCCAUCUUUGCUAAAAAGUCAGGCAGUGCCUCUGACACGCCGCAAGACAAAGUGACUUUAGCUCAGGCUCGCCGUGGCACUCCAGCCCAUCGGCCUGUACGAGUUUAUGCCGAUGGGAUCUUUGACCUCUUCCACUCGGGUCAUGCCCGGGCUCUGAUGCAGGCCAAGAAUUUGUUCCCCAACACAUACUUGAUUGUUGGCGUAUGCAGCGAUGCUCUGACACACCAGUGUAAAGGGUACACAGUGAUGACAGAAGAUGAACGUUAUGAAGCCCUCAUACACUGCCGUUAUGUGGAUGAGGUCGUCCGUGAUGCUCCUUGGACAAUCACUCCAGAAUUCCUUAAAAAACACAGGAUCGACUUUGUGGCACAUGAUGAUAUCCCAUACACCUCUGCUGGAUCAGAUGAUGUCUACAAACAUAUCAAAGAAGCAGGAAUGUUUGUGGCUACUCAAAGAACGGAGGGAAUCUCGACUUCUGACCUCAUCACGCGCAUUGUUCGAGACUAUGACGUCUACGUCAGACGUAACCUCCAGAGAGGUUACACAGCACGGGAACUGAACGUUGGCUUUAUUAAUGAGAAGAAAUAUCGUCUGCAGGAGAAGGUAGACAUAAUGAAGAAGACUGUGAGGACAGUGGAGGAAAAAUCCAAACAUUUAGUUCACCGUGUUGAAGAGAAGAGUCAUGAUCUCAUUCUCAAAUGGGAGGAAAAAUCUCGCGAAUUCAUUGGAAACUUUCUGGAGCUGUUCGGUGCAGAUAAAGCCUGGCACAUGAUUCAGCAGCGAAGUGGGCGUGUCCUUCAAGCUCUGUCUCCCUAUCAGUCUCCCCAUACGUCACCAAGCACCAGCCCCACUAGAGGGCGCUCUACAUCACCGGUCUCCCACUGGCCUGUACUCCGCUUCCACUCACCUCCACCCAAAGCAGCCUCCGUCAGCAGUAGUGAGGGUGGUGAUGAUGAGGAAAUAUAGCUUUCUUUGACUCGCACACACAUUUGUGCGGGCAAAUUGUUUUUUAUACUGUACUUUAUGCAAGGUAGGCUAGAAGAGAUAUGCAAGAAUCCAUACCUCAUAAAUCAGCUCAAGUAAAUUUAGAAAAAUGUGAUUAAUAUAUUGUCAUUUGUGGACACAUUUGAGGGGCAAACUUCCGAUCUCUCUGAUGAAGCCUACAUUGAAGUGACUUAAACACCAAUUCAUCGACUGGGCGCUAGAGGCUGGCUCCAAAAGGGAGUCAAUUCCCAUAGACCUCCAUGUUAAAAUGCCCAACUUACAGCAAAAAUAAUGUUUAUAGCCUGGUAUAAAAAGUAAUUUUGGUCUUUAUGGCUAAUAUUGCCUUUCAUGACAACUGUGAGGGGGCUGAAUUUUGUUAUAACUCAUCCGUUUAAAUUAUAUUAAGCCUUAAAGUUCUGCAUAAUUAUUUGCGUGGCCACUUGAGUGACAGGUGAACUGCCAUUGCUGUAACUAGAGUCGAGCUAGGCGGGCGUGGUUUCAACAACCAGCCACAUCAGCUUCACCCAUGUCCCGCCUCUUUACCCAUUUUCGUUAUACGCGAGUGAUCAAAAAAGUUCUUCACAAACCUAUGGGUGACGUCAGGACACUACAUCCAUAUUUUUUACAGUCUAUGGUUCUGACUGACGUGACGUGUAAAAGCAGUGCCGGUCCUUCCUAUAAGCAAAUUAAACAAGUUGCAUAUGGCCCCCACACCACUAGGGGGCCCCAUUUAUCUCAAAAUAAUGUAAAUACGUUAUACCAAAAUUAUUAUUUCGUUUAAUGUAAAUAAGACGCUAUAAUUGUAAUAAUUUGCAAAUAAGCAGAUUUACGGGGAUUUUUAAAAUAUUUAAUGAUUUCUUUAAAUACUGAUGUACUUGGACAACAUGCAAUACGUGAAAUGACGCAGGAGAAUGAUGUGCUAAGUAUGCACAUACCAUAUGCACGCUAUCCAUCAGAAAAAUCCUGCAAAGGACGUGUAGCAAGGGAACAAGAGUUUGUAAUAUUUUAAAGUCUUGUUAGUAUUUCCAAACGUAUUGUGAUUUUUCAAAAUAACCAAAUUUCCAAAAUGUUUUGUUUGUCCUUUAUGAUAAGUAUUUUUCAGUAAUUAAGUAAGUAAUGUUAUUUAAUAUAGUAAACCACAUUUAUGCA
Paramisgurnus dabryanus is the source of this 2339-nucleotide messenger RNA. It is a transcript of the gene pcyt1bb, whose product is annotated as phosphate cytidylyltransferase 1B, choline b. Gene Ontology annotation, biological process: CDP-choline pathway. The record is from RefSeq and is a predicted model, not a curated record. Lineage: Eukaryota; Metazoa; Chordata; Actinopteri; Cypriniformes; Cobitidae. Gene Ontology annotation, molecular function: choline-phosphate cytidylyltransferase activity; phosphatidylcholine binding.